Molecule: messenger RNA, 774 nt
Organism: Miscanthus lutarioriparius
Lineage: Eukaryota; Viridiplantae; Streptophyta; Magnoliopsida; Poales; Poaceae
Source: the annotation of a GenBank genome assembly
AUGGCGAUCCCGGUCGCCCGCGUGCACCUCGCCAUGGCACACGCGGCUCUCCCGGCGCUGCUCCCGACCCCGCCCAAGUGGAAGAUGUUGCCGCUGCUCCCGACGCCACCGUGCGUCGCCGCCGUCCUCCCAAAGUCGCUCGCCAAGCCCAGCCGCGCCGACUCCGACGAGAGGUGGGACGCACGCAAGACGACCAAGCCGACCAGCGCAGAACCCUCAGCCUCAUCAUCAUCAUCAACAACAGGUCCUCGUUCCACCGGCAGCGUCAGGAGCAGCGCCGGACACGGAUCCCCGCGCAAGAACGUGACCUCGCCGCCGCCCAAGCCCGGCCGGGCUGACUCCGUGGAGAGGUGGGACGCGCACAAGAAGGCAGCGAGCCCAGCUUCGUCGUCGUCGUCUUCGUCUUCACGCACGUCUUCCCUCAUAAGCAGCAGCAAGUGGCCAAUCAGCCGCGCGACGUCCGCCGAGCGCUGGGACGUGCACAAGGAGCGUCCUCCGCCGCAGGCCGACCAGCGGCUCGACGACUGCGAGAGCAGCAGUACUGGCAGCAACGACCUCGACACGGAGGAGAUACUAUGGAAGCCGCGGGCCAUGUACGCUGGACCGGGCUUCGUCGUCGCCGCGCCGGAACCCGGCAUGCUUCCCAUGCCAAACAGCGUUCUUGGUUCGCGUUGCAUAGCUGCACCGCACGCACUAAUGGGCUCCGGCUGCUUUGUUUCUUCAGCUAGCAAAAGCAAGCUUCUGUACUACACUCUUUGUUUUAGACGUAGCUGA